GAAGCGAACGGGAUCCAAACUUCCGGUGCCUGCAGCGCACCGAGCGGCGGUUGCACAGAUUGAGGCUGCACAGGCGGAGGCUGCAGGGCGGACGCGCGGGCCGGCGCAGCCAUGGUGAAGAUCAGCUUCCAGCCCGCCGUGGCCGGCAUCAAGGGCGACAAGGCGGAUAAGGCUUCGGCAUCGGCGUCGGCGUCGGCGUCGGCCCCGGCCCCGGCGCCGGCGCCGGCUCCGGCCGCUGAGAUCCUGCUGACGCCGGCUAGGGAGGAGCGGCCCCCCUACCACCGCUCCAAGAAGGGGGGCUCGUUGGGCGUGUGCUACCUGUCCAUGGGCACAGUCGUGCUGCUCAUGGGCCUCGUCUUCGCCUCUGUCUACAUCUACAGAUACUUCUUCCUUGCUCAGCUGGCCCGAGAUAACUUCUUCCACUGUGGCGUGCUCUACGAGGACUCGCUGUCCUCCCAGGUCCGGACUCGGAUGGAGCUGGAGGAGGAUGUGAAAAUCUACCUCGAAGAGAACUACGAGCGCAUCAAUGUUCCCGUGCCCCAGUUUGGUGGUGGGGACCCUGCAGACAUCAUCCACGACUUCCAGCGGGGUCUCACCGCCUACCACGACAUCUCCCUGGACAAGUGCUACGUCAUCGAGCUCAACACCACCAUCGUGCUACCCCCUCGCAACUUCUGGGAGCUCCUCAUGAAUGUGAAGAGAGGGACCUACCUCCCGCAGACGUACAUCAUGCAGGAGGAGAUGGUGGUGACCGAGCACGUCAGUGACAAGGAGGCCCUGGGCUCCUUCAUCUAUCACCUGUGCAAUGGGAAGGACACAUACCGGCUGCGGCGCCGAGCUACCCGGAGGAGGAUCAACAAGCGCGGGGCCAAGAACUGCAACGCCAUCCGCCACUUCGAGAACACCUUCGUGGUGGAGACCCUCAUCUGCGGGGUGGUGUGAGGCCCCUCCUCCUCCAGGCCUGCCCCUGCCCUCUUCUUUCUCCUUCCGGCCACUCUCUGGCCCUUCUCUCUCUCUCCCUUGCUUAGCUUGUUCUUUGGACACCUUUCCAUAGAUGUGACAUGUCCACCCUUCCUUUCCAGCCCUGCCGGACACUGGUACCAGGGCCGUGACCUCUCAAGGCCCCCGCCUCUGCUGACCUCCCAGGGGUGGGGGAGGAAGGGACACCCAAGAUGGUUUCUGUGACCCACCGUCUUGAAGUUGGGUCCCCAGUGGCUGGGCCAAGGGGAAGGACCUGAGGGAGGGGCCGGGCAGGGUGGGAAUUGAGGUUCUGAAACACCGGCCCAGUUGGGAAAGUCCUCAAAGACCUUUUCCCAGGGUACAACUUCCUCUGCUGAUUCCCAGCCCUGGGGUGUAGGCUGAGGAGUGGGGAUGUGCCCAGGGACGGACCCCACCAGAGCACAAGGGAAGGUGGCUGUCCUGGGGACUCCUCAGGACUCCUGUCAGUGCCUUUGCCCACCAGCAGGAGCCUGGAGCGUGGGGGUGGGACGAGUCUGUCAAGCACAACUGUUCUCUGAGUGGAACCAAAGAAGUGAGGAGCCAGGGCCCCCAGCCUGGCACCUGGGAGCACAUGCCGGGUCCCACGGCCAGGCCGGAAUAGCGGGGCAUAGCGCAGGGGGUCCCUUGUCCGUGAGCUGCUGGCUCCGGGAGUUGGGGGAGCUCUUGCUUUCUCCAAGCCCAGCCUUGUAGAGAUGAGGGGGAGGGAGAGCCACCUGGUACUUGUGCACCCUGCCCCCUGUUCUGAAUCCACCCCUCUGCUGGAGGGCAUGCAGUGUGUUUCCUUAUCCUUCUCACUUUUGCAUGUUUUUACUGACGUUCUAUAUGCUACCGUCCCCAGUCCUGAGCCUUGGAGAGGCUUCGGCGCCUCAGUCAGACUCAGGUGCUCUGGAGAUGAAACUCUUAAAUGCUUUGUAUAUUUUCUCUAUUAGAUCUCUUUUCAGAAGUGUCUGUAGAAAAUAAAAAUCUUUUACUUCUGACUGA
Molecule: messenger RNA, 1980 nt
Organism: Marmota flaviventris (yellow-bellied marmot)
Lineage: Eukaryota; Metazoa; Chordata; Mammalia; Rodentia; Sciuridae
Gene: Itm2c
Product: integral membrane protein 2C
Biological process (GO): negative regulation of amyloid precursor protein biosynthetic process
Cellular component (GO): Golgi apparatus; extracellular exosome; plasma membrane
Molecular function (GO): amyloid-beta binding
Source: RefSeq, a predicted model, not a curated record